This is a messenger RNA of Cynocephalus volans (Philippine flying lemur), 186 nucleotides long. It is a transcript of the gene LENEP, whose product is annotated as lens epithelial protein. Lineage: Eukaryota; Metazoa; Chordata; Mammalia; Dermoptera; Cynocephalidae. The transcript has a single exon. Gene Ontology annotation, biological process: multicellular organism development. The record is from RefSeq and is a predicted model, not a curated record. Bases 1 to 186 code for a protein of 61 amino acids.
AUGCAGCCCCGGACACAGCCCCUAGCCCAGGCCCUACCCUUCUCCCUUGGAGGGGCCCUGCAAGAUGCUGGGCUCCGGGUGCCUGUCAUUAAGAUAGGCACAGGGUGGGAGGGCUUACAGCGGACCCUGAAGGAAAUUGCCUAUAUCCUCCUCUGCUGCUGGUGUAUCAAGGAACUGCUGGAUUAA